AUUUCCAUAUCACACUACUUCACUCCCAUAACAUUCGCAAACAAACAGGGAAGCUACCUUUCUCACUACCCAUUUCGAAGAACAAUACAAUACAACACUCUAGAAAGAAGUAGAAACCUCUCUCAGUUACCUUUUCCAAAUGCAUCACCAACACCAACACCAAGACUCCUCAUUAGAAUCCGACCCUCAGCUCCCAGCCAUCAGAAUCCACCACCCUGCUUCUCCACGCCACCAUUCCUCCGGCGUGGGGGCCACUCCCACCCCUACCGCCGGUGCCCGCCGCAAGAUCGGCGUCGCCGUCGAUCUCUCCGACGAGUCUGCUUACGCUGUACGUUGGGCCGUCCACCACUACCUCCGACCCGGCGACGCCGUCAUCCUCCUCCACGUCAGCCCCACCUCCGUCCUCUUCGGCGCCGACUGGGGCUCCAUCGACCUCUCCAUUUCUCCUUCCGACUUCGACCGCCACCCCGAUGAAGUAACCGCCACCACCACCACGACGUCGUCUUCUUCCUCCAACAAUCAGAAGAAGUUGGAGGACGAUUUCGACGCGUUCACCGCUUCCAAAGCCGCCGAUCUGGCGAGGCCGCUGAAGGAGGCGCAGAUCCCCUACAAGAUCCACAUCGUGAAGGAUCACGACAUGAAGGAGAGGCUUUGCCUCGAGGUCGAGAGGCUAGGACUCAGUGCUGUCAUCAUGGGAAGCCGGGGAUUCGGCGCCGUUCGCCGCGGCAACGACGACGGUAGGCUCGGCAGCGUCAGCGAUUACUGCGUCCACCACUGCGUCUGUCCCGUCGUCGUCGUCCGCUAUCCCGAAGAUAAGGACGCCGUCGCCGAAGCUGUCCUCGCCGUCAAGGAAGGGGAGGAGGACGGUGAGGCUGUGAUCAAGACUGUCCCCAUUGAAGCUGUCCAUGAGAAAGAUGCUUAGAAGGAACUUCAAGUCAUGGGGUGAUUUUCUCUACCGCAGGUAUGAAUCCUCCUUUUGUUGCAGAUAGCAUAAAGGCAUCUGAUUCAACUGGCAUUAGUUGACACACUGAGAAGUUCGUGAAUGUUCUUGGUUGCUGAAACCUUUGCUACAAAGGCAGAUUGUAGAGUGGUUUCUCUGUCUGUACCUUUUGUCAAAAGAUUCUCGCAUGUAUGAACUUUGAGAAGAUUUGUGAAUGAUAUUUGUAUGGCCGUUGAAGUCUUUGUGGAUUUUUGUUAUGAACUUAUGCAUUAAGAAAAAAAAAAUGUCGCUGCAUUGUGAUGGAGCCUA
Molecule: messenger RNA, 1249 nt
Organism: Quercus lobata
Lineage: Eukaryota; Viridiplantae; Streptophyta; Magnoliopsida; Fagales; Fagaceae
Product: universal stress protein PHOS32-like
Exons: 3
Coding region: 140-922 (260 amino acids)
Source: RefSeq, a predicted model, not a curated record